Messenger RNA from Babesia bovis T2Bo, 929 nucleotides. Its product is annotated as 8-oxoguanine DNA glycosylase N-terminal domain family protein. The transcript is spliced from 6 exons. Gene Ontology annotation, molecular function: 8-oxo-7,8-dihydroguanine DNA N-glycosylase activity; damaged DNA binding. Gene Ontology annotation, cellular component: nucleus. The record is from RefSeq and is a predicted model, not a curated record. Gene Ontology annotation, biological process: base-excision repair; nucleotide-excision repair; base-excision repair, AP site formation. NCBI's taxonomy places the organism in Eukaryota, Apicomplexa, Aconoidasida, Piroplasmida, Babesiidae. The coding region runs from base 35 to 922 and encodes 295 amino acids.
UAAUAGCUAUUCAUGGUAUUUAUAUUAAGUAGUUAUGGGUUUAGAGUGGACCUUGCUGUGUACGCAGCGUUGCAUGGAUCCAUCCCUUGUUCUUACUACAGGUCAAUCAUUUGGUUGGUCACCUGUUGGUGACGACACAUGGGUUGGCGUGAUUGACAGCUUUGUCAUUGAGCUGCGGAAGGCUGGUGACAAUGUCGAGUACAGGAAUAUAUUUGGCGAUUGCGACGUAAAGCGAUUAAGAGCUUACUUCGACUUGGACUAUAGUUACACAAUCGAUCGGUCUAUUGCUCCUGAUAGCGUAUUGCGUAUAGUUGAUCGUCGCGUCGGUGUCCGCAUACUCCAGCAGGACCCCUUGGAAACCCUUGUGAGCUUCAUCUGUUCGGCUAACAACAACAUUAAGCGCAUUACUCGCAUGUGCUAUGAGAUUCGUUCGUCUUAUGGUACCCUGCUGGGUUCAAAGGAUUACAAUGGGACGACCUUGCGUUUCUAUUCAUUUCCUACAUUGAGUCAGCUAUCCGCUGCUGACUUCACUUCUCUGGGUCUUGGAUUCCGUGCUAAAUACGUUGCACGCAGUAUAUCAUUUCUCCGAGAAAACGGCUUAGAGUGGCUGUUGAACUUGCGUGACAUACCUUACCCGGAAGCCCUGGAGGAGUUGGUUAAGUUGCCUGGUGUUGGCCGAAAGGUGGCUGACUGCAUUUUAUUGUACAGUUUGGGUAAACGUGAGUGCGUUCCUGUUGACGUCCACGUAAAUCGCAUAGCUAAAUUGCACUUUGGUAUUCGCGCUAGCGGCUCCGGCAGCUAUGACAGGAUCCAUGAAGCUUUUCUCGAAAUUGCUCCUAGGGACGCCGGGUGGCUGCAAGCCGUGCUCUUUGUGGAUUCAGUUAUUCAAAACUCCAGCCAAGUUACUAAGGUCAUACACUAGUUCUGGU